CAUAUAUUUGGCUGAAAUAUAUUUGGCUGAAAUACAAUAUAAAUUAUGCGUUUAAUUUGUGUUUAGCUGCGAUCAUCUAUAUUGUACACUUAUAAAUAGGCGUGUCUAGUAAAUAUGAAUAAUGAUAUAUUCUCAUCCCCGCACGGUCCGCAAGAAGCAAAAAGAAGAUGCGCAACACAACCCUCUGACGUCAGAGACAGAGAGAGAGAGGGAGGGAGAGAAAGACAGACUUAGUCAAACUUCACCAUCAUUUCGCGUGACCAAGGCAGAGAGAAAGACUUGGCUAUUAAAGGCUAAAGCAGGAAACACACGCAGACGCUCAUUUGUUGUGUGAUUUUGGAGGGGUUUGAACUGAUGUGGGUUAUCUUUUCGUCGUAUGAUGGGAGAUUAAGUAAAAGAGAAACGGAUCUCCACGACAUGGUUGCUGAAAUCCUAAAGGUUUAUGUCUCUUUCAAACGCGUUUAAGGACCGUGGAGGCUUUUUUUUUUUAUCUUGUUUCCAAGGAAGACACGCAAUAGUUGGGAAUAUCACGGACUACGGUUAUUGUUGUCGAUAAAGCCUGUUGAUAGUAAUUAUUUUUUAUAUACUUCAGCAAACUUUUUGUUUGUUCUGAUGCCCGCUGCGCCGGAAUGCAGACUGUCCCGUCAUGGUCGCAUCAUGAAAUGUGUGACAUUUUUACUCUUGCUCCCCGAAACGUUAAAGAAGUUGAAAAGGGCAAGCAAGCACCCCGGCAGGCUGUCUUUAUGCAAUAACAUCUUGACUCUUUCCCUGAAGAAAAGGAUGGCAGCAGAACUGUACCCCGUGAACGAUCCCGCUAUUGUUCCGAAGAACGGGACCGUGAUGCUGAGCACACCUGAAAAGAAGAGCGUGGACCCGGUUACGCAGACCACCACGUCUAUCGCCACGACACCGACGACCGAGCAAAACAUCAACAACAACAAUGUGGAGAUUCCCAGCUGGCAGUCCGCGCAUCCGACGUUACGCGAAAGAAAUGCACUAAUGUUCAAUAAUGAACAAAUGGCAGACGUUCAUUUCAUUAUUGGUCCCCCCGGUGAAUCAGAGAGGGUCCCGGUCCACAAGUAUGUGCUAGCAGUGGGGAGCUCUGUUUUCUGUGCCAUGUUUUACGGGGAUCUCGCAGAAGGGGACUCUGAUAUCUAUAUUCCAGAUGUGGAACCGGCAGCGUUUCUCAUCCUUCUCAAAUACAUGUACAGUGAUGAGAUAGAGCUGUCGGCAGACACAGUGCUGGCUACACUCUACGCUGCCAAGAAAUACCUGGUGUCUGCUCUGGCUCGAGCUUGUGUGGAUUUCCUUGAGACAAGCCUGGAGGCGCGAAAUGCAUGCAUGCUGCUUUCUCAGAGUCGGUUGUUUGAGGAGCCGGAGCUCACUCAGAGAUGCUGGGAAGUGAUCGACGCCCAGGCAGAACUUGCACUACGUUCCGAGAGUUUCUCUGAGAUUGACCUGCCCACACUAGAGAGCAUACUACACCGAGAGACGCUGAACGUGAAAGAGGCUGUGGUGUUCCAGGCAGUGCUGUGCUGGGCCGAGGCAGAGUGUCGGAGGCAAGGUCUGAGCCCCACUGCGCACAAUCAACGCUCUGUGCUAGGAAAGACACUGCACCUUGUGCGCCUACCUUCUAUGACACUGCAGGAAUUUGCAGAUGGAGCUGCGCAGUCAAACAUUUUAACCCUCGAUGAAACACAUAAACUCUUCCUCUGGUACACUGCUGCUAGAAAACCUUCGCUGGUAUUCCCGGUUACGGCCAGAAAGGGGCUGACACCACAAUGCUGUCACCGGUUCCAAUCCUCCGCCUACCGGAGCAACCAGUGGCGUUACCGUGGACGGUGUGACAGCAUCCAGUUUGCUGUGGACAAAUGCGUGUUUAUAGCCGGGCUUGGUCUGUAUGGCUCCAGUGGCGGGAAAGCGGAAUAUAGCGCUAGAAUUGAACUUAAGAGACAAGGAGUGCUUCUGGCACAACACCUGACCAAGUUCGUAUCAGACGGUUCUAGCUCAACGUUCCCUGUAUGGUUCGAGCACCCGGUACAGGUGGAACAGGAUGCAUUCUACACAGUUAGUGCUGUUCUAGAUGGAAGUGAACUAAGUUAUUUUGGACAAGAAGGGAUGACAGAAGUCCAGUGUGGGAAAGUCACUUUUCAGUUUCAGUGCUCCUCUGACAGUACUAACGGGACAGGGGUGCAGGGGGGACAAAUUCCAGAGCUGAUAUUUUAUGCAUGAGUAUUUGGACUGAUCCAGGAGAGAAGAGACAGCAGGGGGAUUAUGUGAUGGAAUAAAUGCCUUUUCUAACAAUGUAGCUGCAAGACACUGCAGAAUUGAGCCCAAUGAGUAGGAGGGAGAAUUUCCUUUGAUCAGACUCUUUUAUGACUCACAUAGAAAGGAAUUCUCCAAUCAUAUUUAUUUCUUUAAACAUAUUGUUUUAAGGAAUACACUUUAAUUUAAGAUGAUUGUAUUUCUAAUUAUUCAUAAUCUGCCUGUGUACAGUGGGAAAUGAGCAGUUUGCACUUGAAACUAGGCAGCUCUUACUCUGUUAUUUAAUUAUUAUUUGUUGACAGCUUGAUGCCAUGUUUUGAAGAAUACUGAGGUUUUAAGAGCCUGAAAAUCAUAAAAUGUAGCUUCUAUACAUCAAAUAGUAUUACGUGUUCUUUUGUCUCAUAUACAGUUAUAA
Molecule: messenger RNA, 2680 nt
Organism: Xyrauchen texanus (razorback sucker)
Lineage: Eukaryota; Metazoa; Chordata; Actinopteri; Cypriniformes; Catostomidae
Product: BTB/POZ domain-containing protein 6-A
Exons: 4
Coding region: 613-2232 (539 amino acids)
Biological process (GO): neurogenesis
Cellular component (GO): cytosol
Molecular function (GO): protein binding
Source: RefSeq, a predicted model, not a curated record